ACGCACUACAUGGUUAGUUUCGGGAAGACCGAAAGAAGCCGGCCUGCGAAAUCCUGUCCUGCCGAAUGACCGUCUCUCUUUCAAACUGACUGCUCUUCACGUGUUGAAAACGUCUUCGAGGUGUUCUGCGAGAUGUAAUAGAAUGCCACUAUUUCGAAAGUCUAUCUGUAUUAAGUGUAGGAAGCAACGAGAGGAGGGGGCAAGCUGAGCGUGCUGCAAGACGUCUCUCCCCCUCGAAAACAGAUAACCACAAACAUCUUCUGCACUGUUAAUCGCGAGCUUCCCUUGCAUCUUUAGCUACCAUGGCGGAUUCUACAGAAGGAGGGGGCUCCGAACAAGAUGAUAUUUCAUUCCUACGGACGGAUGACAAUGUGUGUAUGACAUGUGUGGCCUCCCUAACUCGGGACAGUGUAGAGCGCGUGUGUCUGGCAGCAGAGGGCUUCGGAAACCGCAUGUGCUUUCUGGAGAAUGUCAGCUCAAAGGAUGUUCCACCAGAUACAUCAGUAUGUGUCUUUGUACUGGAGCAAGCCCUUUCUGUCAGAGCACUACAAGAGAUGGUCACUUCUACAUCCCAAGAUUCCACCGCCACUCAGUCUGGACACAGGACAUUAUUAUAUGGCCAUGCUGUACUACUUAAACACCUGCACAGUAACAUGUAUUUGUCCUGUCUGUCCACAAGCUCCUCCAAUGACAAACUGGCCUUUGAUGUGGGUCUUCAGGAGAUGGCUCAUGGGGAGUCAUGCUGGUGGACAAUUCACCCAGCCUCCAAGCAGAGAUCAGAGGGUGAAAAGGUUAGGGUCGGGGAUGACCUCAUCCUUGUCAGUGUGUCCUCCGAGAGGUACCUGCACAUAGGCAGUGGGGCCAGUGUGAUCGCAUCCUUUCAGCAGACCUUGUGGACUGUUGCUCCUGUGUGCUCUGGGGCAAUACGACAGAAGACUUUAGGUUAUGUAUUUGGUGGAGAUGUUUUGAGACUGUUCCAUGGUCACAUGGAUGAAUGUCUGGCCAUGCCACAAGCUGGCAGUGAUAAUGAACACAAUGCUGUAAUGUAUGAGACAGGAGCUGUAUGCAGUCAUGCCAGGUCAUUGUGGAGGAUGGAGCACAUCAGAAUCAAAUGGGCCGGUGGGUUCAUUGGAUGGGGACAUCAGUGUAGAAUACGACAUGUCACCUCGGGCAGGUACCUGGGAGUCGUCAACGAAAACCAAGUGGUCACUGUACAUAGAAACAGAGCUGAUGAAGCCAGCACGGCCUUCUAUCUUCGUCAGUCCAAAGAUGACAAAAAGCAGAGUGAAGGACGUGAGGAUGAGGGAAUGGGAAAGGCUGAUAUCAAAUACGGUGACUCCAUUGCCUUCAUCCAGCACUGUUCUACAGGACUCUGGCUGUCCUACCAGACGUUUGAGACAAAGAAAAGGGGUGUUGGCAAGGUUGAGGAGAAGAAGGCCAUCAUGCUGGUAGAAGGCCACAUGGACGAUGGUUUCACAUUGACCAGGGCACAGGAAGAGGAGUCGCGAUCAGCCGGGGUCAUUCGCAAAUGCCAGUCUUUGUUUCACAGGUUCAACACAGCUCUUGAUGCACUCAAGGAUGAAGGGAUUAGCAGUAAUGCCUGGUCGAGGAUCAGCUUGUCAGAGGUUCUCAAAUGCCUGGAAGAUUUAAUUGAGUACUUUGCUCAACCUGGAGAUGAUGAAGAACAUGAAGAAAAACAAAACAAACUGAAGGCUUUAAGAAACAGACAAGAUUUGUUUCAAGAAGAGGGUAUGAUUGCCUUGAUAUUGGAGACCAUUGACAAGUUCAGCCAUUACAAAAGUCGGCGUCAGUUUGCAUAUUACGCGGGAGAGGACGCUGCUCAGAACUGGGAUGACAUCUCCAGUUAUCUCUAUUUGCUGCUGGCUGCAAUGAUUCGUGGUAACCGUGCUAACUGUGCUCAGUUUGCUCAAUCUUACCGUCUGGAUUGGCUGGUGAAUCGGCUGGAGAGUCAGCAGUCUUCUAAAGGUGUGCUGGAUGUGUUACACUGUGUGCUGAUCGAUUCUCCAGAAGCUCUGAACAUGAUUAAGGAGAAACAUAUUGUCACCAUUAUAUCGCUGAUUGACAAACAUGGCAGGGAUCCUAAGGUGCUUGACGUGCUCAAAUCCCUGUGUGUGGGGAACGACGUAGCUGUGCGACUCAAUCAAAACCUUAUCUGUGAUAACCUCCUUCCUGGCCGUGACCUCCUGCUGCAGACUAAACUGGUUGACCAGGUCACCAGCAUCAGACCCAGUAUAUACGUAGGCCUGAAAGCUGGCUCAGCUAUGUACAAGAAGUGGUACUACGAGGUCAUCGUGGACCAUGUGGAGAAGACGACACACUUACCUCCCUUGUUGCGUGUUGGCUGGGCUAAUACAGGUGGCUUUGUGCCGUACCCUGGUGGAGGGGAGCAGUGGGGGGCUAAUGGUGUUGGUGGAGACCUAUACUCUUACGCCUUUGAUGGCCUCAACCUGUGGACAGGUGGUAAGCCCAAACAGGUGCGACAUGCCAGCCAGAUGCUUCAGAAACAUGACAUCAUUGGCUGUUGUCUGGAUUUGGCCCUAUCUCAGAUCACCUUCAGUCUGAAUGGCAACAAGAUCAGGGGCUUCUUCAAGGACUUCAAUGUGGAUGGCAUGUUCUUCCCUGUCAUCAGCAUGUCUGCCAAAGUCAGCUGUCGCUUUGUCUUGGGUGGAGACCAUGGAAAGCUGAAGUACGGCCCCCCUGAGGGUCACUCUCCCGUCUUUGAGAGUCUGCCCCCGAGGGAGAAGCUGAAGAUAGAGCCGUGUUUUCACCUGGGUGAUGUACAGAAGAGCAUUGUCUGUGGUCCAGCGGGAAAUCUGGAGCGCGUGGUGUUUGUCCCUCAUCCCGUGGACACAGCACAUAUCCAGUUGCCGGCGUACAUUGAGAAUGUUCGGGACAGAUUGGCUGAAAAUAUCCACGAGCUCUGGGCAAUGAACAAAAUAGAGCAAUCCUGGACGUAUGGGGAGAGGAGGGAUGACACGAAAAAGACACACCCUUGUCUCACCACAUUUGAGAGGCUACCUAUGUCUGAGAAGAAAUAUGACAUUACCCUGGCUUAUGAAACUCUGAGGACCCUCUUGGCUCUAGGGUACCACAUAACAAUUGAUGCCAAGAAGCAGUCAAGCAGAUUAAAGACACUGAAACUGGGGAAUCCUUACCUGCAGUCUAAUGGCUACAAACCCACCCCCUUAGACCUGUCAGGGGUCACACUAAAUGAGAAGAUGCAGGAACUGGUGGAUCUCCUGGCUGAGAACACACACAAUGUCUGGGCUAAGGACCGCAUUAAACAGGGCUGGACCUAUGGUCACACAGAGAGCCAAGCCAAUAAAAGAAGCCCACAUUUGGUGCCAUACAGUAAGGUUGAUGCCACCAUCAAGAAAGCCAACAGAGACACGGCCACAGAAACUGUCAAGACCCUUCUGGCCUAUGGUUACAAUCUGGAACCACCGACCAAUGAGACUGGAGAAAGCGCUGUGUCUAGAGAUGCUGCUGAUGUAAAGAACCUGUCCCAGACAUUCAGGGCAGAGCAGACAUAUGCUGUUACAUCAGGCAAAUGGUACUACGAGUUUGAGGUGCUUACACCAGGCUCCAUGAAGAUUGGCUGGGCCACUGUAUCAUGUGACUCAAACCAGGAGCUGGGAUUGGAUGGGACCUCCUACUGCUUUGAUGGCUUCACGGCCCGUAAAUGGCACCAAGGCCCCGACCCAUAUGGUAAGAUGUGGCAGGUGGGAGAUGUGAUUGGCUGUAUGCUGGACCUGCAGGACAGGACUAUCUCCUUUUCCUUGAAUGGAGAGCUCAUGAUGGAUGCCUUGGGUCAGGAAAUUGCUUUUCGAGGGGUGGACACCAGUGAUGGUUAUGUUCCAGCAAUGACACUUGGAGCUCUGCAGCAGGGCAAACUCAAUUUUGGACAGGAUGUCAACUCGCUGAAGCACUUCACAUGUUGUGGCCUACAGGAAGGUUAUGAACCAUUCUGUGUUAACAUGACCCGCCACUUGCCCAUGUGGUACUCUAAGGACCUGCCCCUGUACUCCCCGAUUCUGUCCAACCACCAAAGAAUACAGGUGUCCAGGAUCCCUGGGGGGAGCAAUGUUACCCCAUGCCUGAAAGUCUCCUCCAAAACAUUUGGCACCUUGGAGAAGGUGCGGCUGGAGUUCUUACGUCUGAGUUUACCUGUCAAAUGUCAUGACUACUUCUCUCCAAGGGGAGACAAAGGAACACCAUCCUCAGCCACCAUGUUUGAAAGAAGAAUGAACUUUGAGAAUGCCCGUCGUCAUGGAUACGAUUCCUUUGAUGGGAUGGUGAAUGGCGAUACGUACAGUGACGCUAACAUCAGUGAGGCAUCGUUUGAGGAGAGCACAAGGGCUUACCCAGAUGAUGAGGACUAUUCCCCAAGGGGUAUGGCCAAUGGGGGCCCAGACCUCACCCUCAGGAAAACAAUUCACCGUGGUUACACAGAGGAUGAAUCUAUUGGUGCCCAGGAUCGCAGGAAGACCUUUCGACAGACAUCCAAGGCGGGUCAGGCUCAUCAUUCCUUGGACGACAGGGGUGUUCAACAACUUCUACCUGGCCAGAUCAAACCUGCAGCCAGCGAGUCGCAUCUGGACCACGAGGGCAAAAACACACUGUCAGUGCCUGGCAGGAAGGAGCGAUCGGGAUCUAAGGUAUCCUUGUCAGGACUCAUGGACAAAAUGGCUAGCACAGUCAAAGGUGGCAGCAGUGAGAUGGACAAGACUGGCAAGAGAGGCAAGUCUCCAUUCACAGCCAUCUUCAGGAGGUCUAAGUCCCGCGACCCGUCACCGUCAGGACGCACUCCCAAGACGGAGAAGCGAGGGUCUUUCCGUGUGCCCAGAGAUCAGUCCGGGGCCGGUCGCUCCCAGACCUUACCCCCAAAGAUUGUCUCCAGCGCUGACGGGGAUGUAGGUCCAAGUCUGGAAGCUCCCAAAAGCUUCAUACCUUACGAGUUCCAAGAUGCCAUCGGGGGUCGCCAGAUGCCACGAAACUUCAGCCAGAAUUCCAUGGAUGACCUUGACUUACAGAGUGACGAGGAGCUGAAUGAGUUAAAUGCCUUAGCUCAGGAUGUCCAUGAGUAUCACUACGCUGUGCGGAUCUUCCCGGGGCAGGACCCCUCCCAGGUCCAUGUGGGCUGGGUCACCUCAAGCUUCCACGGUCUCAGCAAAACUUUUGAUCUGAAGAAAAUCCGCCAUGUCAUUGUAUCUACAUUAGACAUGGAUUAUGCCAUAAAACAGAGUGUCAGUCGUAAGGACUGUUACAUGGUGUCUGCAGGUGACCUUCAACAGCGGUACGGUGGUGCUCAAGACAACAUGUCUUCCAAACGUGCAUCUCCAGGCCUUCUGAUUGGCUGCACCAUUGAUGCUGCCUCAGGACUGCUAAGCUUCAGUGUCAAUGGCAAGGAAGUGGCUAAUAAAUUUCAGGUGGAGCCAGGUGUCAGUCUCUUCCCAGCUGUGAUCUGUGAACCAACAAUCAAGGAAAUGUUCCAGUUUGAGCUAGGAAGAACAAAGCACACCUUACCCCUGUCUGCUGCUGUGUUCCGCGGCCCUAAGAGCAUUGUGCCCAGUUGUCCCACCCGCCUGGACGUACAGGUGAUGAAGGAGUCACACUGGGGGCGUGUGCCAGACUCUACCGUCAGGGUUCACAUUCUCAAACUGUCUGACAUCAGAGGCUGGAGUGCCUUCUGUGAGGAGCCAGUGUCAAUGCUUGCUGUGCACAUCCCGGAGGAGAAUCGUUCUCUGGAUAUCCUGGAGCUGAAGGAGUACACAGACCUUCUCACGUUCCAUGCUCGGACGCUGGAUUUGUACCAGGCAGUGUGUUCCCAUGGCAACCAUAAAGUGGCCAAUGUGCUGACAAGUCAUGUAGAUGAGAGACAGCUGAUGCACUGUAUCCGCAGUGAAUAUCUGGCUGGCCCAAUACGCCAUGGUUUCCACAACCUGCUGAUAUCUCUCCACCUGGAAUCACAUGCCCACUCCAGACUGCUGACCCAGAACGAGUUUAUCGUGCCCCUGACAGUACAGACACGCUCUCUAAGCCUGUUCAGACGACCCAGUCCUACGUCAGAUACAUACAAGAUCAAACACAGCAUCCCUGUCAUGGAGAAGAGCGUUUCCAUCAGGCCUGAGCUCAGCAUCGGCAAGGAGGCAGAGCAUAAGGCUAAGGUAGGAUUUAAGGAUCAGCUGGCACCCGUCUUCCCAGUGGCUCAGCUCAAACGUCACGUGAUGAAAUCCCUGACGGAGGCCGUCAGUAAGGGAGCUGCCCACAUCAGGGACCCUAUCGGGGGUAGCAAUGCCAACCUCUUUGUGCCUCUGCUGAAGGUGUGUGAUAAUUUACUAGUAAUGGGAUUGCUGGAUGACGAUGACCUCUACCAUCUCCUCUGCCUCAUUGACCCCACCUCCUUUGAUGAGAAGUACGAUAGACGUCAACCAAAGACUGGACUACUACACAUGGUGUUAGCUGAAGAUGUUAAACUUGAGCUGUGUCAUAUCCUGCAGCAUAUCUGCGACUGUCAGCUCAGACACAGGGUCGAGUCCAUUGUGGCAUUUGCUGAUGACUUUGUUGGAGAGAGCCAAAAUGACCAGCUACGGAGGUAUAUUGAGAUAAAGCAGGCAGAUUUACCGUCGGCCAUCACUGCCAAGAAAACUAGAGAGUUUCGCUGUCCACCUCAUGCACAGAUGAAGGCGUUGCUGGCAUUUAAGGUAGAGGAGGAGGAAGAAGAGAAGCAGUCUCCUUGUCGCGAGGACAUGAAGGAGUCGCUGAGGUGUUUCCACUCAGACCUGCUGCGUCACUGCACCAUUCCCACUAUCCAGGAGCCAGAGAAGACCCAGGAUGUGGUCGCCGAGGAGAAGACUACGUCUGUGUCAGAGAAACUUCUUCAGCUCGUCUGGAAGGUGAAGGAAGACGACAAGAAUGAUUAUCUGGAUGACGUGGAGAAACCAGACUCGCUGCAGACCCUGAUAGGUCGCACCAUGGUGAGGUGGGCCGAGGAGAGCUUCAUACAGAACCAAAAUCUGGUACGAGAGAUGUUCAGCCUGCUCCAUCGACAGUAUGACGGGGUCGGAGAGUUGUUACGUGCCAUGGACAAGGCCUAUGUGAUUAGCAGCGCGAGUAAGGAGGACAUCAAUCAUCUGCUCAAGGCCCUGGGGCACAUACGCUCCCUGCUCUCAGUCCAGGCUGGACCUGAUGAAGAGGAGAUGAUGAAAAACAGUCUCAAAGAGCUGAUGGACAAUAAGGUGUUCUUCCAGCACCCUGAUCUGAUGAGGGCUCUGUGUGUCCACGAGACAGUAAUGCAGCUGAUGGUGAACACCCUUAACAAGGCCCAACAACAACAGUCUGCUGCCAUAGGGGGCGCCACUGAGCUUAGCACCAGUCAGAACAAACCGACUGUGGUGACAGCCGCCUCAGAUAGCCUCAUCGAACCAUCAAAGGACGCUGCAGCGGAGAUGGUGGUGAUGUGUUGUCGGUUCCUGUGUUACUUUUGCCGCACCAGUCGUCAGAACCAGAGAGCCAUGUUUGAUCACCUGAGCUACCUGUUGGACAACAGCAGUAUGCUCCUAGCCCGUCCUUCCCUCCGUGGCUCCUGCCCCCUGGAUGUGGCAUAUUCCUCCCUCAUGGACAACAAUGAGCUGGCCUUAGCUCUGCGAGAGUCUCACCUGGAGAAGAUUGCCAUGUACCUGUCCAGGUGCGGUAUCCAGUCUAAUGCUGAGCUGACAGAAAAAGGCUACCCAGACAUUGGCUGGGAUCCUGUGGAAGGAGAAAGAUAUCUGGACUUCUUUCGCUUCUGUGUCUGGGUCAAUGGUGAGAGUGUAGAGGAGAAUGCUAACCUUGUGGUACGUCUGCUGAUUCGUCGCCCUGAGUGCCUGGGCCCUGCCCUGCGUGGUGAGGGGGGUGGCUUACUGAAGGCCAUGAGGGAUGGCAUCAAGAUGUCAGAGCAGAUCACUGCUGCCAGGGACAGUAACUCUUCACAGUUCCUCACAGCCGUCAAUGAUGAUGAUGAUACGGGGGGACAGUAUCUCUUCCAGAGUAAAUAUGACUUUUCCCUCCUGCCCCCUGAGGAUGAUGAGGAUUACAUUGACAUGGGUGGGGCCAUCCUCAACUUCUACUCCAGUCUGGUCGACCUGCUUGGGCGGUGUGCCCCAGACGCCGAGACCAUCAAGGCUGGGCGCAGCGACUCACUGAGGGCCAGGGCUAUUCUCAGGAGUUUGGUGUCCAUGGAGGACCUGGAGGGAGUUCUAGGCCUGCAGUUCAUCCUUCCCGUGGGACCCCCAGCACCACCUGGGGGAGCCUCUACCAGCAGUAAUGACGAUGGGGGUGGUGCCUUGGGUGGGGGAGGUUUACCCCCAGGGUUACUGCCCAUCCACAAGGCAUCCAUUGUUCUGUUCUUGGAGAGAGUCUAUGGCAUCCCAGAUCAGACGACCUUCUUCCGACUGCUGGAGGAUGGCUUCCUGACUGACCUCCGCGCUGCCACUACACUUGACACGGCGGUUGCCUCAGAGAGUGACAUGGCCUUAGCCUUGAACCGUUACCUGUGUGCCUCGGUCUUGCCCCUGCUCACCACCCACGCUCAUUUCUUCAAUGACGCUGACCAUGUGUCCUCCCUGAUUGACUCCACCCUGAACACCGUCUAUAGGCUGUCCAAAUGCCGCUCACUCACCAAGGGACAGAGGGACAUUGUGUCUGACUACCUGGUGGCCUUUACAAAUCAGCUGCGCCCUCCCUCCAUGACCAGACUGCUGAGGAAGUUAGCAGUGGAUGUCCCGGCCCUGUCAGAGAACGCUGUUGUACCACUGAGGUUGUUGACCCAUUACUUUGAGCGGUGCGGUCGGUACUACAGCAGCGGGGGCUGGGGCACCCUGGGGUCCGCCUCAGAAGAGGAGAAACGCCUUACCAUGAUGCUCUUCAGUGGCAUAUUUGACUCCUUGGCUCAGAGGGCCUAUGAUCCAGAGUUGUUUUCCCGAGCUUUGCCCUGCCUGUCUGCCAUUGGCUGUGCCUUGUCACCUGACUACUCCCUGUCACACCAAGAUGAGAACUGGUACCGCCAGAUGAGUGUGGAUGCUGAUGGAGGUUACAACCCAAUGCCAGUCAACACAUCAAGAGUGGCCUUGGCGGGAGCCCUGGAUCUUGUGGUGAACAAGUUUGCUGAACACUACCAUGACUGCUGGGCUCUCAAGAAGAUUGACCAGGGCUGGGUGUAUAGCAGUGUUUAUGAUGAUGACAAGAAACACCACCCACUGUUGAAACCUUACCAUCUCUUGUCAGAAAAGGACAAGAUGAAGUACACAGAGCCUGUGCGUGAGUCCCUGAAGGCCAUGUUGACCUGGGGCUGGACGCUGGACCAGGACCAGGCAAGGUUCACCUCCAACAGAGACAGUAUGAAGAGGAGGGGCUCAAAGGCACAGUUUGAGCAUGGUUACAGCCCCCGACCUUAUGACCUGCGGAACAUGACGCUGACCAGGGAGACACAGACAUUGGCAGAGAGAAUUGCUGAGAACUCUCAUGACUCCUGGGCUAAGAAGAAGAAGGAUGAGCUGGAUGCUAUUGGUGGGGGUGUACACCCACAACUGGUGCCCUAUGACAUUCUCACUGACAAGGAGAAGAGGAAGGACCGCAGUCAGGCCCAGGAACUCCUCAAGUUCCUACAGUUCAUGGGCUACAGGAUCCACAGUACGGACAUGGAAUUGGGAGGUAUGCGUCGUGACUCUCAUUCCAGACAGAGUAAGGAGUCGGAGGCAGACAGUGGGGUAGGGGUUUCCGCCACAGAGAAGCGCUUCGCCUACAGCUUACUGGAGAAACUACUGGAGUACCUGGACAAAGCCUCUCAGAACAUGAAGCAGAACAAACCGAGCAGUCGCUACAGUCGUCGCGGCAGCUACACAACCGCCACCGAGGAUGUCAAGUUCUUUGGAAAGGUGGUGCUUCCCUUUGUGGAGCGCUACUUCCACGCCCACAGGCUCUACUUCAUCGCCUCCCCCAGCUCUCCCCAGAGCAGCUCAGGAGGUAUGGCAUCUGCCAAAGAGAAGGAAAUGACAGCCAGUUUGUUCUGUAAACUGGCGCAGACACUGAGGUCUAAGAUCACUGCCUUUGGUCAUGAUGUCAACAUCUCUGUGCGAUGUCUACAGGUGCUAGUCCAAGCUGUGGAUGCCAGGUCUGUGGUGAAAAACAGCCCAGAAAUUGUGCGUGCUUCUCUAUUGCCUUUCUUCAACAACGCAGCUGAUGAUUUGAAUCAGGUGGUUGACAACCUGAGCCGUGGGCGGUUCAGCCACAUCAAGGGGACAAUCACAAAAGGAGCCACCAGCCUUAAUAUGGUGCACAUGGUUUUACUUCCUGUCCUCUCCUCCAUGUUUGAUCACCUAGGCAACCAGCACUACGGCAGUGACCUCAUCGUUGGGGAGAUCCAACUGGCCUGUUACAGGAUCCUCAACUCCCUGUAUCUCCUGGGUACAAGCAGUUCUUCUGUCGUACAGAGAGAGACGUUCCAGGCAGAAUUAGCCAGACACCGCCCAGCUCUUGGGGAAUGUGUAGGCUCUUUUGCCACCUGUUUCCCAGUAGCCUUCCUGGAACCCCACCUGAACAAGUACAACAAGCACUCCAUGUUGUUUGGCCUGGAGGGGAAGAUCGCUGACCACUCCUUAGAGGCUCAAGUGGUAAUGGAUCAGCUGGUGGAGAACCUGCCUAACCUGGAGAAGAUCGUGGCUGAGAUAGAGGAGCUGGCCGAGUCUGGGGGGAAGUACCAGGAAGCACCCCAUGUGAUUGAGGUCACACUGCCCAUGCUCUGCAGCUACUUGCCAGUGUGGUGGUCACAAGGGCCAGACAAAGUGCCGUCUGAAAGGGGUCAUCAUACGACGUCCGUAACAGCUCAACUCAUGAACAGUGUCCUUGGCAAUGUCCUCAAACUUAUCCUCAACAACAUUGCCUCUGAAAAUGCUCCAUGGAUGAAACGAAUUGCCACUCGCACCCAGCCAAUCAUCGGUAACUCCACCCCUGACAUGGUGCGUGACCACUUUUUGCCGGUGGCUCAAAAGUUGCGUGACAACGCGAAGACGGUGGAACAGGAGGAGAGGCGGCUGAAUCAGGACCGUAAGAUCAUCUCUGAGGUGGCUGACCAGGAAGCCCGUGUGCAGGAGCGAUUCAGCAUAUUCGUGAGGGACAUCUAUGCCUUCUACCCACUGCUUAUCAAAUAUGUGGAUCUGCACCGCUCUCAUUGGCUGAAACACCCAACGGCUGAGGCAGAGGAACUGUUUAGCUGUGUGGCGAACAUCUUCUUACUCUGGUCCAAAUCUGUGAUAUUUCGUAGAGAAGAACAAAACUUUGUAACACAAAAUGAAAUCGACAAUUUGGCUCUGAUCAUGCCAAGUCAAGCUAAGCGCCUCUCCCCCUCUAAGGUGGAUCAGAAGGGAGGUCAGAAAGGCUCUGCUACAGAUAAGAUGAGGAAAAAGGAGAAGAAGAAGUUAGAGUCUCACAACAGUCUGAACGUGGCCUGUCUGAAGCGACUACUUCCCAUCGGCCUCACGGUGUUUGGCGGGAAAGAACAGGAGCUUGUGCAACAAGCCAAGCAGAAACUCUUCCAGAAAGAAUCAGAUGGGGAUGUGGAGGAAUUCUUACUGCUGAGCCUGGAACAAGGAGAGGACGCGUCUGAGAAAGACGAGAAGGUACAAUGGCAGAAGCUGCUGUACAAGAAAAUUGGGACCACCAAGCUGGAGGGGAUAUCCCAGCUGAACCAAGCCAAGAUCGUAGAGAAGAUCCUGUCCAUGGCUAAAGUCUUACACGGACUACAUCUGGUUGAGCACCCACCUCCAUCUCUGAAGAACGCCUGGAAGAAGGUGAUCUCGACCCAGCGCAAGAGGGCGGUGAUGGCUUGCUUCAGGAUGAUACCACUUCAUGGACUGCCCAGGCACCGAGCUAUCAACUUAUUUUUGAGAUCUUACAAACAACAGUGGCUGAACAUAGACUAUAUGGAAGAGGAGAAAAACACCUUGAUUGAAGAUAUCACACACAACAAAGAAGAAGAAGAGAUGGAAGCCGUAGAGAAGAAGGAGUUGGAAGAGGAGAUAACUCCUGACUCCUUGACUCAGCUGAUCACGGCCCUGAGCCGAGCGGCCACAAAGGAGCAGCAGUCCAGCAUCCCUGAAGAUUUCCUGUAUAUGUCCUACGCUGACAUCAUGAGCAAGAGCUGCAGCGGGGAGGAUGAAGAUGACGAGGAAGAAGGAGGAGAAGAUGCCGGCUCCUCUUUCCAGGAGCAGGAGAUGGAGAAGCAAAAGCUGCUGUUUGAGCAGUCACGGCUGGCUGACCGCGGGGCUGCUGAGAUGGUGCUACUUUAUAUUAGUGCCAGCAGAGGUGUCUCUGGAGAAAUGACAUCUAGCACAAUUGAACUGGGUAUAUCAUUACUCAGGGGAGGUAACCAAGAUGUUCAAAAGAGCAUGUUAAAACACCUGAGGGACAAGAAGGAUGUUGGCUUCUUCACCUCUCUGGCAGGUCUGAUGCAGCAGUGCAGUGUGCUGGACCUGGACGCAUUUGAGCGCUGUAACAAGGCUGAGGGCCUGGGGAUGAGCUCUGAUGCAGGUGCAGGAGAGAAGAACCUCCAUGAUGCUGAGGACACGUGUAAACUGUUUAGGUUCCUACAGCUGCUCUGUGAGGGCCACAACCUAGAGUUCCAGAAUUACCUGAGGACCCAGGCAGGUAACACGACGACGGUCAACAUUAUUAUCUGUACAGUGGAUUACCUGCUCAGAUUACAGGAGUCUAUCAUGGACUUCUACUGGCAUUAUUCUGGUAAAGAUAUCAUCGAUUCUGCGGGUAAAGAUAAUUUCUGUCGAGCAAUCAAAGUGGCCACUCAGGUGUUCAGGACCCUUACUGAGUACAUACAGGGUCCGUGCUCCCUCAACCAGCUGGCCCUGGCACACAGUAGGCUUUGGGAUGCUGUUGGAGGAUUCCUCUACAUCUUUGCCCACAUGCAGAAUAAAUUAUCAAAGGAUGCUGAUCAACUGGAACUCCUCCGAGAAUUCAUGAAACUGCAGAAGGAAAUGAUGAUCAUGUUGCUGUCCAUGUUGGAAGGCAAUGUGAUGAAUGGGCCAAUCGGAAAGCAGAUGGUGGAUACUUUGGUCGAGUCAUCGGCCAAUGUGGAGAUGAUUCUGAAAUUCUUCGACAUUUUCUUGAAGAUGAAAGACCUGACCACUUCUGAAGCUUUCCUGGAGUUUGAUACUAAUAAAGAUGGGUGGAUUUCGUGCAAAGAAUUCCGCAGGGCCAUGGAAGCUCAAAAAGUUUAUUCGGAUGAGGAGAUAGAUUACGUGAUGAUGUGUGUGGAUGCUAACCAGGACGGCAAAGUGGACUUCCAGGAGUUUACAGACCGAUUCCACAACCCAGCCAAGGAUAUCGGCUUCACCAUGUCUGUACUGCUGACCAACCUCUCCGAGCACAUGACCAACGACCCAAGAUUGGAUAAGAUCCUGGAGAAAGCCAAACCCGUCCUGGACUACUUUAACAUGUACCUGGGUCGUAUUGAGAUCCUGGGAAGCAGUAAUAGGAUUGAGCGCGUGUACUUUGAGAUCAAACAGUCUCAUAUUGACCAAUGGGAAAAGCCACAGAUCAAGGAAUCUAAACGCUCGUUCCUCCACAGUGUGGUCAAUGAAGGGGGUGACAAGGAGAAGCUGGAGAGCUUUGUCAAUUUCUGCGAGGACACCAUUUUCGAGAUGCAGCAUGCCACAAGCAUCAGUGCUGAGGAACAGAGGCUAGCAGCUCUGAAGGCCGGCCAGGGUGAAGAUGUUGGUGUCCUGGAGCCUGUCAGGAUGAUGUUCCGGUUUAUCCGUGAUGGACUCGGUACAAUCCUCUCACUCUUCACCUGGAGUAACAUAAAGACAGGCUACAAAACCUUCAAGUCCAUGACGUACUUCCAACUGCUGGUGGCCUUCCUCAAAAUGAACAUUCGUCUCACUUUGCUGCUCCUUACCUUCCUCUUCCAUGUUGCCUGGACACUGUGUAAGUUUCUGGCUAACAUGAUGAUGGGGGAGAAGCCAUCAGAUGACCCAGUCCAGGAUAAGAAGGGUCCCCCUGCCCUGACAGCUGGGCCAAUGGUGCUGCACAACACGGGCCACCCAGGUGGGGGGUACGGUGGGGGCCUGCCCUUCUAUGAGCCGGAGAUACAUGUGCAACCCUCCAGUGCAUUCGGCAUUAUCAUUACUAACAAAGAGGAGACAACUCAGUCUGAUGAGUCCGCCCCACCCCCAGGAGACAUGGGCUCAGGAUUACAACCCACCACUGCAAGCAAGGAUGCUAAACCUGCCUCAGCUAAGGCUCCAUCUGUGAAACAAACUCAGUGGUCCUCACAAUCAGGGGAGGCAACUUCGGAUGAGGAGGAGCCCCUGCUAAGGGAAGAGGAAACCCCAGAGACCAGUAGACCACCUCCAAGGAAGCCUUAUUCUGAUGUUCCAGUUGGUUUCAUUGGAGAAUGGGCGUUUGUACCCGGCUCUGACCCAUCAAGUUCAACAUCAGCUCAAGAAGAAGAUGUGCUGGUCGAACCGAGAAGCUUUGACUACGGCAAAUACAUCUUGAGUCUUUUUGCUCGGAAUUUCUACAACUUCAAAUACUUAGGACUGGCCAUAUCCUUUCUGAUCAAUAUCAUCCUGCUGUUCUACAAGGUAUCCAAGGUGACUGGAGAGGGUGUAGAAGGUGGGGCAGGUAAUGACACUUCUGACGAUGACGUGGAAGAGUUUGUGGUGAUAGAGGAGGAUGUGAGUUACUUGGAGCCCAUCAUGCGGACGCUGGCCUUUGUCCACUCACUUGUCUCUCUCUCCAUGCUUGUGGCCUACUAUUGCCUCAAAGUCCCACUGGUUAUAUUCAAGCGUGAGAAGGAAAUUGCCCGAAUGCUGGAGUUUGAGGGACUGUGGAUUGCUGAACAGCCGAGUGAAGAUGACAUCAAAUGUCACUGGGACAAGCUCGUCAUCAGCACUGUAUCCUUCCCACAAUCUUACUGGGACAAAUUUGUUAAGAAAAAAGUGAGGAACAAGUACUCAGAGCAGUAUGAUUACGAGUCUAUCAGUAAUCUCCUGGGAAUGGAUAAGGGAGACUCAAUCACGAUCAGCACAGAGGAACAACAACAGUCCGGCAUCCUCCCGUCCUUUCUAUGCAAUGUUGAUUGGCAGUACCAGAUCUGGAAGUGGGGUGUCAUAUUCACAGAUAAUUCGUUCCUCUACAUUAUGGGCUACUUUAUAUUCUCGGUGUGUGGAAAUUUCAACUAUUUCUUCUUUGCUGCCCAUUUGCUGGAUGUUGCUAUUGGCUUCAAAACCCUGAGAACCAUUUUGCAGUCUGUCACUCACAAUGGAAAACAGCUGGUGUUGACAGUCAUGCUAACCAGUGUGGUGGUCUAUCUUUACACUGUCGUAGCCUUCAACUUCUUCCGUAAAUUCUAUGUCAAGGACGAAGAUGGCAACGUUGAUUACAAGUGUCAUGACAUGUGCUUGUUUGUCUGUUACAGUGUUUUUGUGUAUCACCUGCAUACAGGUGUCAGAGCUGGAGGAGGUAUAGGAGAUGAGAUUGAACCAGCAGAUGGCGAUGCUUACGAAGUACCCAGAAUUCUCUUUGACAUAACAUUUUUCUUUUUCGUUAUUGUCAUCCUGUUGGCUAUUAUUCAGGGUUUGAUCAUUGAUGCCUUUGGAGAGCUGAGAGACCAGCUAGAGCAGGUGAAAGAGGAUAUGGAGUCCAAAUGUUUCAUCUGCGGUAUAGGGAAGGAGUAUUUUGAUAAAGUACCUCAUGGGUUUGAGACUCAUGUUCAGAAUGAGCACAACUUUGCCAAUUACAUGUUUUUCCUGAUGCAUCUCAUCAACAAACCUGAUACAGAGUAUACUGGUCAGGAGUCGUACGUUUGGGAGCUGUACCAGAACAGAAGCUGGGACUUCUUCCCCGUGGGUGACUGCUUUAGGAAACAGUAUGAUGAUGAUGCGGCCAAAGAUCACUGAUCACCCACAUAAUACCUGUACCAGUCCUACAAAAAAUACCAGUCCUACAAAACGGGGAGUACCAUCUGAAGUAAGCCAGACUGUUGGUUUUGACAUAUGAGAUCCCCCUUAUCAAGGAAGGAGUAGAUGAUCUACAUGUAGAUACCAGGGCUUGUACCCUUAUCCAGAAAGUUGAAGAAUGACAUGUGAUAAUAAUAUUCCACUAGCUGAGAUAAUGUUAUUUUAAAACACUAACAGGACAUAUGAAUGUCUAGGAUGAAAUUAUGAACACGUGUUAGCCUUGAUGCGACUGUGAGAGAUUGAGACACCUACAAGGUAGGGUACUCCGGCUUCUCACCCAUUCCCACCUGACAUCUCCAAUGGAGCUGAGGAGAGCAAGGAAUUAACUUACAAACAGGAUCAAAGAUAGAUAGUAUCGUGGCAGAUCUACAGCUGCUGAAGGCAAUACUCAUUGUGGCAAUGUUGGAAAAUCUGGGAAUGGCGCACGAAUCUGAAAGCCAAAGUGAACUGGUUUGGUGAAAGUUGAAGUGAGAUUUUAAUCCUUAUGACAGCACAGUGGUUGAAGACAGCUGUGUUCCAUUUAGCCAUCUGAGGAUUAACCCGGUGCUAUAGUGCACUUCAUAGAGCUCUGUGUGACUUGCAAUGUGGGGAGCCUUUAUAACUCACAGACACAAGGACGUAGUGGCUAGUCCAAACCCCCAUCAGGGUUUUUAAUGUCUGCAGUUUAAUACGGUCUGAAUCUCUUGGAUAUAUAUCUUUCAGGUACUUGAUUUGUGCAAUAAUUUCUUUGUUAUAGCGAGGCAUAAUGUACUUUACAGCAUUGAAAGCAGGCAGUUGUGAGGUUGUAGUCAAACUUUUGUUGACAAUACUACGUUUGUUUUGAUAUUUAGUUGUAUUUUUAUAGAAAACUUUACCUUUGUUCCUCCUGGUGUUUCCAUGCACUGUUUACAUGAUCAGUGUUAGACAUUUUUAUAAGCUGUAUAAAGACAUUUCUCCUGCAAUAUUUUACAUGUAGCUUAGGUGAUAUUUGGUGCUUGGUGUUGUGGCAUAACUGGCAUAUUUGGUGUGCUACAUUGUUACAUGUCUUAGCCUGUAUUUGAAUGUGUGUAUUCAGUGAUUUAAAUUUGGGACUGUUUUAACACAGAGUGCAUUUGACCUUUUUUUUUUUUGUUUUGUUCUAUAAUGUUAAGCAGACGUGCAUAUUGGCAUAUCAGAUUUUGUAAUCUGCAUGUGUAUGCAGUAACUUGAGAUAUAUGUGGACAUUUUGUCUGAGGUCAAACCUCAUGACCUCUAUUAAAUGUGUGGGAUACAGUUUCCAUGGUGAUGGCUGCUACAGUCUUCCAGUUCACUCCCCAUCCUGUUUGUGUCCCUUUUAUUUAGUGUGGCUGUUUUAAAGGGAUGUUUUCACCCAUGGUUCUUAUUUGCCUUCUCCCUGAAAAGGAUAUUCCUGAAAAGCCUUGCAGACAACAUACGGAUUAUUUUUGAGUUGUUGCAAAUAAAAACAUUUUGGGA
Liolophura sinensis is the source of this 17486-nucleotide messenger RNA. RefSeq names its product ryanodine receptor 2-like. The record is from RefSeq and is a predicted model, not a curated record. The coding region runs from base 303 to 15974 and encodes 5223 amino acids. Gene Ontology annotation, molecular function: protein binding; ryanodine-sensitive calcium-release channel activity; calcium ion binding. NCBI's taxonomy places the organism in Eukaryota, Metazoa, Mollusca, Polyplacophora, Chitonida, Chitonidae. Gene Ontology annotation, cellular component: calcium channel complex; sarcoplasmic reticulum membrane; Z disc. The transcript is spliced from 121 exons. Gene Ontology annotation, biological process: intracellular calcium ion homeostasis; striated muscle contraction; release of sequestered calcium ion into cytosol by sarcoplasmic reticulum.